AUGGAUGGUGGCUCGAAUGGGACCGAUUCUGCGCCCCGCGCGGCGCGACCUACCACAGGUGAGACUGGUCACCUGCGCCGCGAGGAGGCGCCAAAGCCAGGAGCGUGUAUGAUAGAGCAGCACAGCAGCAAGAAGAACAGCAGGCGUCGUAUGAUGCGGACCGGGUACUACGGCCUGCAGAUCAACUGGGACGAGAAGACGAUCGAGGGAGAUUUGUUCAAGGCCUUCAUUGCUGCAGGUGCCAUCUCCAAGGCAAACGCAGAUGAUCCCAAGAAGUCGAGUCUUUCGCGCUGCGCGAGGACUGACAAGGGCGUGCAUGCCGCUGGCAACCUGAUCAGUCUCAAGCUCAUCAUCGAAGACGACGACAUUGUCGAUAAGAUCAACGCGCACCUACCUGACCAGAUCCGAGUCUGGGGCCUCCAGCGAACGAGCAAUUCCUUUAGCGCUUACCAGGCCUGUGACUCUCGAUGGUACGAAUACCUACUGCCGACAUACUGCCUACUUCCCUCCCACCCAGACAGCUUCUUGUGGAAGAAGCUCGUCGAAUCCGCACAAGAGAAGGGGUACUACAAUGACUUCCAGUCCCAAUUGGCCGAUGUGGAUGGCUUCUGGGCCGAGGUCGAAGAGCAGGCGAUCAAGCCUAUCCUGGAACGAUUAGACCCCCAAGUCAGGGCUGAGGUUUUGGAAAGAAUCCACGCGUCAGAUGACCACCCUGAGUCGGCGCUCAAGAAGUCGGCGCCAAAUGAUGCCAUGCAAGUGGACCCUCCUGCUACCGCCGUCGCGGGCGAGGCGACGAGCGGCGAAGAUACCAGCACCACAGCAACCACUGGCAAGACGAAGAAUCUUGGUCCCGUGGAUUUUGCCCUGCGAGACAUGAAAAACGCCUAUGUCAAAGCGAAGAGGGCGUACCAAGUGACAAAUGAGCGUCUCGACCAGCUGCAAGCGGCUCUCGAUCAAUAUGUUGGCACCUACAACUUCCACAACUACACGAUUCAGAAGAGCUUCAAGGACCCCUCUGCCAAACGCCAUAUCAAGUCUUUCCAGGUCAAUAAGACACCGAUCCAGAUCCGUGAUACCCAGUGGGUGUCCAUCAAGGUCCACGGACAGAGCUUCAUGAUGCACCAAAUCCGCAAGAUGAUCAGCAUGGCGACCCUCGUCCAAGUCGACAAUUUCAAGUCCGACUACUUCCUCUGGUUGACCGCUGGCGGCAUUCAAGCAGGCGCGAUCAGGGCGUCCAAGCCUUUCAGCAAGGAUGACAAGGCAUCCAAUGUUGCGCUAGUAGAUGACGAGGAUGAGGAUCCCGAGGGCGGCGAAGGCUAA
Messenger RNA from Verticillium alfalfae VaMs.102, 1320 nucleotides. RefSeq names its product tRNA pseudouridine synthase. The record is from RefSeq and is a predicted model, not a curated record. Gene Ontology annotation, biological process: mRNA pseudouridine synthesis; tRNA pseudouridine synthesis. Gene Ontology annotation, molecular function: RNA binding; pseudouridine synthase activity. Lineage: Eukaryota; Fungi; Ascomycota; Sordariomycetes; Glomerellales; Plectosphaerellaceae. The coding region runs from base 1 to 1320 and encodes 439 amino acids. The transcript is spliced from 3 exons. Gene Ontology annotation, cellular component: nucleus.